Homo sapiens (human) is the source of this 2862-nucleotide messenger RNA. RefSeq names its product interleukin 7 (gene IL7). Gene Ontology annotation, cellular component: extracellular region. Lineage: Eukaryota; Metazoa; Chordata; Mammalia; Primates; Hominidae. Gene Ontology annotation, molecular function: growth factor activity; cytokine activity; interleukin-7 receptor binding. The coding region runs from base 542 to 1045 and encodes 167 amino acids. The transcript is spliced from 6 exons. The record is from RefSeq and is a predicted model, not a curated record. Gene Ontology annotation, biological process: immune response.
ACACUUGUGGCUUCCGUGCACACAUUAACAACUCAUGGUUCUAGCUCCCAGUCGCCAAGCGUUGCCAAGGCGUUGAGAGAUCAUCUGGGAAGUCUUUUACCCAGAAUUGCUUUGAUUCAGGCCAGCUGGUUUUUCCUGCGGUGAUUCGGAAAUUCGCGAAUUCCUCUGGUCCUCAUCCAGGUGCGCGGGAAGCAGGUGCCCAGGAGAGAGGGGAUAAUGAAGAUUCCAUGCUGAUGAUCCCAAAGAUUGAACCUGCAGACCAAGCGCAAAGUAGAAACUGAAAGUACACUGCUGGCGGAUCCUACGGAAGUUAUGGAAAAGGCAAAGCGCAGAGCCACGCCGUAGUGUGUGCCGCCCCCCUUGGGAUGGAUGAAACUGCAGUCGCGGCGUGGGUAAGAGGAACCAGCUGCAGAGAUCACCCUGCCCAACACAGACUCGGCAACUCCGCGGAAGACCAGGGUCCUGGGAGUGACUAUGGGCGGUGAGAGCUUGCUCCUGCUCCAGUUGCGGUCAUCAUGACUACGCCCGCCUCCCGCAGACCAUGUUCCAUGUUUCUUUUAGGUAUAUCUUUGGACUUCCUCCCCUGAUCCUUGUUCUGUUGCCAGUAGCAUCAUCUGAUUGUGAUAUUGAAGGUAAAGAUGGCAAACAAUAUGAGAGUGUUCUAAUGGUCAGCAUCGAUCAAUUAUUGGACAGCAUGAAAGAAAUUGGUAGCAAUUGCCUGAAUAAUGAAUUUAACUUUUUUAAAAGACAUAUCUGUGAUGCUAAUAAGGAAGGUAUGUUUUUAUUCCGUGCUGCUCGCAAGUUGAGGCAAUUUCUUAAAAUGAAUAGCACUGGUGAUUUUGAUCUCCACUUAUUAAAAGUUUCAGAAGGCACAACAAUACUGUUGAACUGCACUGGCCAGGUUAAAGGAAGAAAACCAGCUGCCCUGGGUGAAGCCCAACCAACAAAGAGUUUGUCCUCAGGACUACAGAAGCAGUUCACAUUUUACAGAUCAAACGGACGACACACACAUUCUUUCCACUGCAAAUUGUCCUUUCUCCACUAGAAGGUAAAACAGUUCUUGUUCAUACUCUGGUUUCCUCCCAAGCAUUGGCACAAGGAAGAAAAGAAAAAAUGGGAAAUGCUGAGCUGUAUAAUUUAUGGUUAUAAGAAGCUCCCUCUUUAAUAUUUCUGCCGCACUUUUUGGUAUCUUCAUGAUAAACAAAAGUUCCAUUAAAAUAAAUCACUUAUUUUUGUCCCAUGUUGUAAUUGUCUGUUUAGGUAUCAGUUUCUCCAAAUAAAUUGUAUCAACUUGAGGGCAGACACUUAAUUACAUCUUAUUAUCUCGAUCCCCAUCAUUGCAUAUCCAGAAAGAGCACAUAAAGCGUUUUUCAAUGGUAAGUACAAAGCUUUAGCUUUGUGCACCUUACAGUAGUUGAUCUAACCACUUAUUAGCUCCUAUUUAAAUAGAUGACACUCUUUUGUGUUAGAUAAUGUUAAAUUAGAAUAGACGAUUGGGGAAAAAAAGAUCCUUAUCUUAAAUGAAACUAUAACCUACUAAACUGUGGUAGAACUAAGAUGAAAUAUUAAAGUAAUAUUUCAAGGAGUAUUUACUAAUCCAUGUAUUGUCCAUAAGUGAUAUGCUUGAGAUGCAUAAUUUUGCUAACAAAAUAUCAUGAAGUGUAAUUAUUAAAUAUCUCUAUCAAUUACUGCAAUCCUGGUGCCCCAGUUGAGCUGGGCAAAAUUUCUAAAAUAUAAACACAUUAUUAAAAUCACAACAAAACAAAGAAAACUACCCUUAUAAAUCUCUGUAGUUUCGUGUUGUCAAAAAAUCAUAUGUAUAUUGCUGAGAGGCCCUUAAAAAGAAUAGGCCGUAAUAUUAUGAAAUAAUUAUCCAAAUGCACCCUCUAGUGGCUAAAAAGCAAUUCACAUAUGAGCUAAGCAAAACUGUGUUUAAAAUGAGGAGCAUUGAGUAACAUUUAACUGAAAUUUUUCUAAAUGAAAAUAAAAAUUGUGGCUUUAAUUUCUCCACAGCUCUAUUUAAUAAUAUAGUCAUUUGAAAAAAAUCAACGUACCUCAAUACUAAAAAAUACUUACCAUGUAAAAUACAUACACAUUCAAUGAAAAUAAAUACCCAAGUGUUCUGAUGAUUCUUUGUUAUCUGUGUUUUCUAAUAUUUUUUCAUCUCCAGAGCUUCUACUCAUGGUUAAAUGUUCACCUCUAACCUAAGGAAAAAAAUCAAACAUGUCUAAUCUGAAAUUUCACUAAAUUCCUUUUUAAUUUUAAAUGUGGUCUAAAAUAUUAUUCAUCACAAAUAACUUUGCCAUUAAACUGUAUAGCUCUUAACUAGAAACGUCCAUGUUUCCUAUUAACCUUGACAUCACAAAUGUUUGUGACUGCUAAAUAGUCUAUGAAGAUAAUGCCUUAAAAAACUUGUAACAAAAACAUUUCUAAUACUUUGAUGUCAGAAAACACUUCAAUAAAAUGGUAAUACAUUUUAAAAAGCUGAUGGCAUAAGAAUACAGCCAAUGAAAAGCUACUUUUUAUUUGUAAAAAUCUGUUAUUUUUGACUUCAAAUAUUUUAUUUAUAUUUCAUUAGGUUCCUAUCUUUCUAUGUAUGGCUAAAAGACAUCAGUGAAUACGAACUAGCAUUUUUAUGCUUCAUGUCUUUAUUGAAUAGGUUCAAAUAUGAAGACAUUAUUGGUGAAAAAACAAAAAACAAAUAGUGGACAAGAAAUAAUAGUCACCACAAUCAUCUUUUUCAACCUAACACAAUUCAGAAUAAUACAUAAGCAAUUUUUACAUUUUUAAUCUUACAAUCAUCUUUUAUUCUACCAUACUGUCAAAUACUUGUGAAAAUAAAUAAAAAUAAAAUACAUGAUG